Molecule: messenger RNA, 9123 nt
Organism: Neoarius graeffei (lesser salmon catfish)
Lineage: Eukaryota; Metazoa; Chordata; Actinopteri; Siluriformes; Ariidae
Gene: myof
Product: myoferlin
Exons: 53
Coding region: 5-6082 (2025 amino acids)
Biological process (GO): plasma membrane organization
Cellular component (GO): membrane
Source: RefSeq, a predicted model, not a curated record
AGUCAUGUUGCGUGUUGUGGUGGAGUCUGCUUUGGGUCUUCCUAAAAAGAAGCUCGGCAGUCCGGACCCCAUCACAUCUGUGGUGUUUAAAGGUGAAAAGAAGAAAACUCAGUCCAUCAGCAAUGAAAUUAAUCCUGUCUGGAAUGAGACACUUGAAUUUGACUUAAAGGGUUCCCCUCUUGAUUCCUCCUCUUUCAUUGAUGUAACUGUAAAAGACUUUGAGACUCUUGGAAAAGACAAGUUUAUCGGCUCUGCAAAAGUCUACUUGAAAGACCUUGCAAGCGGUCAAGUGAGGUCUCUCCCUUCAAAAAAUUUGGCUUUAGUCAAUGAAAGUGGGCAAAAUAUUGGAGCCACGAUUGAUCUGGUAAUUGGUUAUGAACCGCCAGCUAAUGCUUCUCCGAACUCAAAUGAUCAACAAGAUGGCGGUAUGGCAGGAAAUGCAGAUGGAGAUGAAGAUACCACUGAUACAGGGGGUCUACCAUCUCCUGCUCAGCCAGGCCAAAAAUCUCAGUGGAGGACCAGAAAACAACACCCUUUAUCCAACAAACCGCAGGACUUCCAGAUCCGGGUCCGGAUCAUCGAGGGGCGUCAGUUGUGUGGAAACAACAUAAAGCCUGUUGUGAAAGCACAUGUUUGUGGAGAGACUCACAGAACUCGCAUCAAAAGAGGAAAUAACCCCUUCUUUGAUGAGAUGUUCUUCUACAAUGUCCACAUGCUACCAUCAGAACUUUUUGAUCAACAUGUCAGCAUUCGGGUGUACAACUCUUCAUCACUGAGGGCUGACAGUCUUAUGGGAGAAUUUAAGAUUGAUGUUGGCUACAUCUACGACGAACCAGCUCACUGUAUCAUGAGGAAAUGGCUGCUUUUAAGUGACCCUGAUGACUCAAGUUCUGGAGCAAAGGGCUACCUGAAAGUCAGCAUGUUCAUCAUAGGGACCGGGGACAAUCCUCCGGUGGAAAAGAGAGAGCAGGACAGUGAUAUUGAUGAUGUAGAGAGUAACCUUCUGCUGCCAGCUGGAGUCGCACUGAGAUGGAUGACGCUGCAUCUCAAAGUGUUUCGUGCCGAGGACAUCCCCCAAAUGGAUGACUCCAUCACUCAGUCUUUGAAAGAGGCAUUUGGAGGAGAAAGCAAUAAAAAGAAUCUAGUAGAUCCGUUCUUCGAGGCUUGGUUCGCUGGGAAGAAGCUAUGUACAAAAGUACUUGAGAAAAAUGCAAACCCUGAAUGGAACCAGGUGCUUAAUCUUCAGUUUAAGUUUCCGUCUAUGUGUGAGCGGAUCAAACUGACUGUAUUCGAUUGGGAUCGCCUCACAAGAAAUGAUGCCAUAGGCACUACAUACCUGAAUCUGACCUCAAUAGCGUCUUCUGGUGGUGAAGUCGAAGGAGAAACUGGAAAGUCUGAGGUUGGCUUUCUGCCUGCAUUUGGCCCAAGCUACAUUAACCUUUAUGGCAGCCCAAGGGAGUUUACACGUUUAAUUGAUCCUUAUGAAGACCUUAACUAUGGAAAGGGUGAAGGGGCAGCCUACAGAGGACGGAUUCUUGUUGAGGUUUCCACUAAGCUUGAUGGAAAGACAGAGAAGGAUGUGGAGGCCAUAUCAAAUGACGACAUCUUGGUCGCUCAGAAAUACCAGCGAAGGAGGAAGUACUGCCUGUGUGCUGUGUUCCACAGUGCCACCAUGAUACAAGAGCCCGGAGAGCCUAUUCAGUUUGAAGUUAGCAUUGGGAACUAUGGCAAUAAACUGGACUGUACAUGCAAACCUCUCGCUUCAACCACUCAAUACAGCUGUGCCAUGUUUGAUGGUAAUCAGUACUAUUACUUGCCCUGGGCUGACACAAAGCCUGUUGUUGCUGUGAUGUCAUUUUGGGAGGAUAUCAGUCAUCGCUUAGAUGCUCUUAACAUCAUUCUUCACAUUGCAGACCGUUUGCAAAAUAACAUCACCGAGCUGGAAACUGCAGUACUGGCUAAAGUCCCAGACUUAGACCUUUAUGAGAUUCAGGACAAACUUUUUAGCCAGCUCAUAGAGGACAUCAGCAGCUUUAAACUCCCAGAUCUGGAGGGUAAUGCUAACCUCACAGCCCUGGAUAUCCAGAUUAAGAAGCUACGAGACAGCACCUUGCAGAGCAUCCUGACUGCAGCUGAGGACUCGUUAAAGGAGCGCCGUGACAUUACAGAGAAUAUGGUCACCAUUGAUAGCUGGCUGGACAAACUUAAAAAACUGUCUGUGGAGCCCCAGAACAGCAUGCCUGAUGUGAUUAUCUGGAUGUUGAGAGGAGAGAAACGGGUGGCCUACUGUCGCAUUCCAGCUCAUCAAGUUCUGUAUUCGGUGUACAGCGAGGAGGCGUGUGGCCAGUACUGUGGAAAAACCCAGACCAUCUUUCUAAACUACCCAAUGGACAAAAGCAAGAGUUCCAAGAUCCCUGCCCAAAUACGGGUGAAUAUUUGGCUGGGAUUAGCUGCAGUUGAGAAAAAGUUCAAUGCUUAUGCUGAAGGAACGUUCAAUGUUUUUGCAGAACUGUAUGAGAACCAGGCGAAAAUGUUGGGCAAGUGGGGUACUUCGGGUCUGCUGAGUCGUCAUAAGUUCUCUGACGUGACUGGUGAAGUGAAACUAAAGAAGGAAUAUUUUAUGCCCCCUCGAGGCUGGCAAUGGGAAGGUGACUGGUUCGUGGAUCCAGAGAAAAGUUUGCUAACAGAAGCGGAUGCAGGACACAGUGAGUUUUUGGAAGAAGUUUUUGAGAAUCAGAGCCGUUAUCCUGGAGGAGAGUGGACAGCAGCGUCAGAACAGUAUACAGAUGUGAAUGGAGAGAAGGUUCCUUCCCCAGAGGAGCUAGAGUGCCCUCCUGGAUGGAAAUGGAUGGAUGAGUGGACCUUUGAUGACAGAAGGGCAGUAGAUGAGCGCGGUUGGGAAUAUGGCAUCAUGAUUCCUCCUGAUGAUAAGCCUAGGUCUUGGGUGGCAGCUGAGAAAAUGUAUCAUGUCCACCGGCGUAAAAGAAGAAUCCGACCACGCAAAAAGAUGGCUGGUGGUGCCUCAGCCACUGAGAAAGCUGCAGUAGAUCCAGAAGGUUGGGAGUUUUCUUCUCUUAUUGGAUGGAAAUUCCACAAAAAGGAGCGUUCCACUGAUUCUUUCCGCCGACGCCGCUGGAGAAGGAAGAUGGAACCUUCAGACAGCAUCGGGGCUUCAGCCAUCUUUAAAUUAGAGGGGACACUGGGAAUGCAUAAGGAAGGAAAGGGGGAUGACAAGGGUUCAAAAUCAGAUGCCACUAACUUGUUUGGAGCCAAUACACCUAAUGUGUCAUGUACUUUUGACCGAGCCUAUGAAUACCACCUACGGGUCUAUGUUUACCAGGCCAGAAACCUGUUUGCCUUGGACAAAGAUAGUUUCUCAGAUCCAUAUGUGCAUGUGUCAUUUUUACACAUGAGCCAGACCACAGAAACAGUCAAGUCUAGCUUGAAUCCAACCUGGGAUCAAACUCUUAUUUUCAACAAAGUGCAAAUCUUUGGAGAUCCUCAAAUCCUUGCCCACAACCCACCUCAAGUUAUGUUGGAGAUAUUCGACAGUGACCAAGUGGGCAAAGAUGAGCUGUUGGGCAGGAGUAGCUGUCUGCCAUUAGUGAAACUGAACCCAGGCAUGGCUACAUCUCCUAAGCUUCUCUGGUGUCCUGUCAUGAACAAGGAAACGCCUGGUGGACAAAUACUAGUUUCUGCAGAGCUCAUUUUAAGGAACAAGGGAAAUGAGACUGAACUUCCCCUUGUCCCACCAAAGAGAGGAGACACACUAUACAUGGUGCCUCAGGGGAUUCGUCCUGUAGUGCAGCUCACUGCCAUAGAGAUUCUGGUAUGGGGUUUACGCAACAUGAAAACCUACCAGCUGGCACCAGUGGCCUCUCCGAGCUUGGUGGUGGAGUGUGGAGGUGAGAGGAUUCAGUCUGCUGUCAUCAAGAACAUGAAAAAGAGCCCCAACUUCCCUAAAAAUGUUCUUCAGUUGAAAGUGCUCUUGCCCAAAGAGGAGAUGUACACACCGCCAAUCGUGCUGAAAGUUGUUGAUCAUAGGCCAUUUGGGAGAAAGCCUGUAGUAGGCCAGUGCACCAUUGACUCGCUGGUAGAAUACAGAUGUGACCCAUAUAGCGCCGUGGCUGAAGUGGCUAUGUCAUCUAAAGUGGCUUUGAUGGCAGCUGCCCCUCAAGAACUCCGUAUAAACAUAGAGGAAAGGCCUCUUCUCGAAACACAGCAAGAGAAGGAGAAAGAGACGAUUGAUUGGUGGAGUAAGUUUUAUGCUUCACUUGGAGAAUAUGAGAAAUGUGGCCCAUACCUUCAGAAAGGAUAUGACACCCUGAAGGUGUUCAACUCUGAACUCGAAACUGUGCCUGACUAUAAAGGGCUGACUGAUUUUUGUAACACCUACAAACUCUACCGUGGAAAGAAUGACACCAGUGAGGACGAUCCCUCUGUAGUCGGGGAGUUUAAGGGAUCCUUCAAGCUCUACCCGCUCUCCGAUGACCCGUCCAUACCCGCACCUCCACCGCAGUUCAGUCAGCUUCCUGACAGCGGCCCUCAGGAGUGUAUUGUCAGGAUCUACGUAAUCAGAGCAUUUGACCUGCAACCCAAAGACAACAACGGUUUAUGUGAUCCAUACAUUAAGAUCACUUUGGGGAAGAAGACCAUCGAUGACAGAGACAAUUACAUACCAAAUACUAUAAGCCCAGUGUUUGGAAGAAUGUUUGAGAUGUCAUGCUUCCUGCCUCAAGACAAAGACAUGAAGAUCUCCAUUAAUGACUUUGAUCUUCUUACGCAUGAUGAGAAAGUUGGAGAGACAGUGAUUGACCUGGAGAACCGGUUACUUUCUCGUUUUGGGUCCUACUGUGGUCUGCCGCAGACUUAUUGCAUAUCUGGGACAAAUCAGUGGCGAGAUCAACUGAAGCCGUCACAGAUUCUUCAGAACUGUGCACUUCUGAAGGGAGUGUCUCCUCCUAGAUCUGAGGACAACGGGAACACCUUAAGUUUCAACGGCCAAGAAUAUCAGCUCUCUGACUUUGAGGCUAACAAAGAAAUUCACCAGCACCUGGGGCCACCAAGUGAACGCAUCGCACUACAUGUUCUCAGGACACAAGGCCUCAUUCCAGAGCAUGUGGAAACCAGAACACUCUACAGCACCUACCAACCCACUCUGUCUCAGGGAAGUCUUCAAAUGUGGGUUGAUAUUUUCCCCAAAAGCCUUGGACUUCCUGGACCUCCUUUUGAUAUUACCCCACGCAAGGCUAAAAAACAUGUGUUGCGCGUCAUUAUUUGGAACACAACUGAUGUCAUUUUGGAUGAAACCAGCAUCACUGGAGAGCAAAUGAGUGACAUCUAUGUGAAGGGGUGGAUGGCAGGAAAAGAGGACGACAAGCAAAAGACUGAUGUCCAUUACAGAUCUCUUGAUGGUGAUGGAAAUUUCAACUGGAGAUUUGUCUUUGAGUUCGAUUACCUGCCGGCUGAGCAACUGUGCCUAGUUUCCAAAAAGGAACAUUUUUGGAGUCUUGACAAAACAGAAUUUCGAAUUCCACCUCAGCUGAUCAUUCAGAUAUGGGACAACGAUAAAUUCUCCCUGGAUGAUUACCUUGGCACUGUUGAACUGUAUCUGCACAAUCUAAUCUCACCUGCUAAAGUACCUGAGAAAUGCAACCUGGACAUGCUGGAUAAUGUGCCACAAACAGCUCAGAAAUUUGACCUGUCCAAGUCCCUGUUUGCCCAGAAGUCAGUUAGAGGAUGGUGGCCCUGCUACAUUGAAAAAGAUGGAAAGAAGGAACUUGGUGGGAAAGUGGAGAUGACACUGGAGAUAGUGGAUGAGAAGGAGACAGAUGAGAGGCCAGCAGGAAAAGGCAGAGAUGAACCCAACAUGAAUCCCAAGCUCAACCCACCCAACCGACCUGAAACUUCCUUCUUCUGGUUCACCAACCCAUGCAAGACCUUGAAGUUCAUUGUGUGGCGGAGAUUCAAAUGGCUGUUUAUUGGCUUGAUUAUAUUGCUGAUAGUGCUGCUAUUUGUUGGAAUACUACUUUAUUCAUUGCCGAACUAUAUUUCAAUGAAAAUUGUGAAGCCACUUAAAUGAGAUGGACAUCUGCUGCGGAGACACCGGAGUGACAGCCUGCAAGAACAUACAUUUUGUCUUGUAACUGAUCCAAAGUAUUUUUAAGAAGCUGUGCUGAAAUACAUAGAGGAUAUUAUACAGUUGUGCGAAGAUAUGAAGUUUAUCAUCAGGUGGUGAACGUAUAUCAUGAGUGAGCGAAGCAAAUGAGUGAAAAUAUUUUCGGCAUGACAAGAUAAACUUCAUAUCUUCAUGCCACCAUGUAAUGCUCUUUUUAUUAUAUAGAAACAUCCACAAAAAAAACCCCAAAACACCGCAAGUUAAUCAAAAGAAUUUUAAUUUUUAACUGGUUCACCAUUUUGACAACGAGCGUCAAGUCAAUGGGAAAACACUGGGAGUGACGUCAUCGAUAUCCUCAUGAGUGAAGAUAUUGGAAAAUAUGUUAAUCAGGUCCAGGAUGUAUUUCAUAUGAAAAAUACGAGUUUUUCAACACAAGAAGAUAAACUUCAUGUGUUAUUUUCUUUUUAUUAUCCCCUUUGGACACAAGGAAAAAUGCUAUGGAACUUCAUGCUAUGGAACUUCAUGUGUACAAUUGUUACACAUUAUGUCUGAAGGAGUUAAAUAGACACAUUCACAAACAAAAACUACCCAAGUUAAUCCAGACAAUUCAUAGAUUUCCUCAUGAGUGAAGAUAUUGGGAAAUAUGUUACUCAAUGUCCCGAAUGUAGUUCGUGUGAAAAAUAUGAGUGGCGUAUUUUAUUUCUCAGUAAAACAAUCCUGUCAAUAUAAUAAAGUGUUUUACCUCACUCACUGCAGGUUAUUAUAUCGGAUUUUUCUUUCCCCAUGGGAUUGACACACGUGACACCAUCAUACUCACAACAAUGGGCUCUUUUAAUAGCAAUCAUAUUUUUUUUAGCAACUCUGGCACCUUUGCAGUAUAUUAAGUCACUUAAUCUGAACAUUCAAAAACUGGUAUAUAAAAAAAAUAAAUAAUGAAGCAUAUUUUAAAACUUUGAACCAAAAAUGACUAUUUUGGUCACAUUGUCAAUUUUUUUUCUUUAAUAAAUAGCAUCUUUAACAUGCCUUCCCUUAAACUGUAAUAAUAAAGAUAUCCAGGAAGGUGUUAAUUUCACUCUGUGUCCAUUCAUGACCACCUCAUUAUCUGAAGCAUCCAUUUUACUGUCAUUAUGAUAUACAACCCCAAGUCAGAAAAGGUUGGAACGGUGUGUUGAAAUUGAAAUUAAAACUGAAAACAAUGAUUUGUAAAUAAUCUUUGACUUGUAUUGCAUUUAAAACAACACAGCAGCACAUUAUUUGAUGUUUUACCUCAUGAAUUGUAUUGUUUUUUCAAAAUAAAGACAUUUCAAUUUUGAUUCUUGCAACACAUUUCAAAAAAUUGGGACAGGAAAGCAUUUACGAUUUUAUCAUGUUGCUAUUCCAUCUCGCAACACUUAAAAGAUGUUUCGGGACUGAAGACACCAAGUGAUUAAGUGUUUCAGGUGUUAUUUUGCCUCAUUCUUCCUGCAAACAGAUCUUAAAGUGUGCAACAGUAUGGGGUCGUCAUUAUCAUAUUUUUCAUUUCAAAAUUCUCCACACAUCCUCUCUUGGGGACAGAGGGGACAGGCACCCUCUUCUUCCACAGCCAUGCCUUUGUAAUGUGUGCAGAAUGUGGUUUUGCAUUGUCUUCUUGAAAUAUCCUUGGAAAAGAUGUCAUCUUGAAGGCAGUAAAUGUUGCUCCAAAACCUCAAAGUACUUUUCUGCAUUAAUGCUGCCAUCACAGAAAUGUAAGUUACCUUUGCCAAGGGCACUGGCAUAACCCCAGGCCAGUCAGACCCUGGCUUUUGGACUUGUUGCUGGUAACAGUCUGGAUGGUCCUUUUUCUCUUUGCUCCAGAGCACACUGUGUUGAUUUCUUCAGUAAAAAACUGGAAUACUGAUUCAUCUGAACACAAUCUAUGUUUCCACUGUUUGAUGGUCCAUCCUAGAUGCCUCUGAGCUCAGAGAAUUCGACGGCACUUCUGGAUACAGUUAACAUAAGGCUUCCUUUUUGCACAGUAAAGUUUUAACUGGCAUUUGUGGAUGUAAUUCCAUAUUGUAAUAUUUGACAAAGGUUUGCCAAAGUAAUCCUGAGCCCAUGUGGUUAUAUCAGCUAAAGAUGAAUGAUGGUUCUUGAUGCAGUGCCAUCUGAGGAAUCGGAGAUCACGGGUGUUCGGCUUAGGCUUGUGCCUUUGACCUUUAUGCACCAAAAUUCCUCCAGAUUCUUUGAACAGUUUAACAAUAUUAUGCACCAUAGAGAGUGAAAUAUCCAAAUCCCUUCAUAUCUUUCUUUGAGGAACAUUGUUUUUAAACACGUUAAUAAUUUUCUCAUGCAUUUGUUGACAAACUGGACAUCCUCGGCCCAUCUUUACUCCUCAAAGACCAGGCCUUUCCUGGAUACUGAUUUUGUUCCAAAUCAUGAAUACAGUCACCUGUUGGCAUCACCUGUUUCAAAUCACAUCAUUAUUUCAUUGUUGUACCUCAUUAUUAGACCUAAAUUGUCCCCAUCCCAACUUUUUUUGGAAUGUAUUGCAGGUCUGAAAUGCAGGAAUGGAUGUAUAUUAACAAAUGAAAUGAAGUUGACCAGAUGAAACAUGAACUAUCUUGGGUUCAUACUGUCUGCAAUGAAAUACAAGUCAAAGUAAAUUUAGUAAUCAUUGCUUUCUUUUUUAAUUUGCAUUUUCUAUACCAUCCCAACUUUUUCUUAUUUGGGGUUGUACAUGAUAAAACUACCUUUAUGAAUUUAGUAAACCAGUGGAGUUGUAACACAUGAAAUCACUUUGUGUUUUAAAACUGUUCUUUUUUUUUCUUCAAAAAUUCAGAAUCGAAACUCUCCCAAUGACCUGCAAAAUAUGGAUUAUUGUUGGCUUUAUGUCAGAUUUCAUGCUGGGAAAAAAAGGCAUCAAUUUUUUUUUUAUAACAGUACAUGAUAUUUUCUGGAAUAAAUAUUUAUAGAAAUCAUUUUCCAGCAACCUGUUCUGUAUAAUCACUUCUCCUGAGAGUGAAAUAAAGAUUUAAAUUCUAACAACA